Micropterus dolomieu (smallmouth bass) is the source of this 2479-nucleotide messenger RNA. RefSeq names its product eukaryotic translation initiation factor 2-alpha kinase 1 (gene eif2ak1). Gene Ontology annotation, biological process: protein phosphorylation. The record is from RefSeq and is a predicted model, not a curated record. Gene Ontology annotation, molecular function: protein kinase activity; ATP binding. Lineage: Eukaryota; Metazoa; Chordata; Actinopteri; Centrarchiformes; Centrarchidae.
UCAUUGUCACGUUAAUUUUCAGACGGUCCCUACACGAGUUACUACUGCCUUGAAUCAUGGCCGUCGACUGACUGUACCCCGACCAUAUGGGACUCGCUAGAGAAAGCUCUCACUCUUCUGAUACAUAUACGAUGUAAACGUUUGGGAAGCUAGGAUUUAACGAGUAGUUUGGGUGCGCCUUGAUGCAGAUAUGAGGUAGCUGUUGUGAAUUGGGCAGCGUUUUAAACGGACUCUUGCGGCCGGAGGAAAGUUCUGGAAGCAGCAGAGCCCUCUUGGUCCACCGCAACAUUAAACCCAUCAGGACACAUGAGGUUGAGAGUAACUUUAGCCUGUUAAGUUUGGCAAGUGAAGAGGACGAUGAAGUCCAGUUUGACAGUCACAAAGAAUUUGGGCUACAAUCAAAAAUAGAAGAGGAGAUGUGGGGCAGCCUUGGCGGUUACCUUUCUUUAUGUAAAAUCUAGCUUCCGACAUAGACAAUAACCAUGAGGUGUUGAUGGCUGGUAAACAUUACCCGUCCAUCCAUGAGUUCGCCUCAGCAAUCCCCAACCACCUUCUCUUGGGCUCUCUACUAGAGCACCUGUGCUUCGUCUACGAGAGCAAUCCAACACGCUCGCGUAUGCUUUUUAAAGUUAUUGGCCAGCGUUUAGCCGCUAUGAACCUCCUCUCACCUUUAGCCAUAAGUGAUGAGUUUAGCACCGUCAGACUCCAGCACAAUCGGGCCUUCACUGAGCUGCUUCAUGCUGCCAGCUCCUCGCUGUACCCACAGGGCCAACAACUUCUCGGCACAAACACACACAAUCCUGCUGUAAGACCUAAGGAGGGACUUUUUCAAGCGCAGACGUCCCGGUAUCUUAGUGAAUUUGAAGAAUUAUGUCGACUUGGAAAAGGAUCAUAUGGAAAUGUUUUUAAGGUUAUUAACAAACUGGAUGGACAACAUUAUGCUGUGAAGAAGAUUCUCAUCAAAAAAGUGUCAAAGGAUGACUGCAUGAAGGUACUCAGGGAAGUGAAAGUGUUGUCCAGCCUGCAGCAUAUUAAUGUUGUGGGCUAUCACACUGCGUGGAUGGAACAUGUUCAGCCUGCUGCAUAUCCUGAAUCUCUCCUGCCUGCACUGGAAUCACCUGGACAACAAGACAGUUCUUGUGACAGCCAUGACGGCAGCAGCAGCAGCUCCUCGAUUGUUUUCCAGAGCCUCAGUCAAGCACAGACAGAUGCUGCUUCAAGUGCCAAAGAACCCCCAAGAGAGACCCAGCCCAUCAAAGCUUUAGUUCCAACCCAAGAGAAGGACCAGGUGGUGUGUCCCAAGACGAUGCGUCGGAUUCCCAAGAACUACAUCCCCUGUGUGUUCCUGGGACAGCAAGGUCCCAUGAAGAGCUCCAAAUGUCCUGCCAUGGGUUGGGAGAGUUCAGAACUGUCAGAGGAGGAGUCCAGCAGGAGUAGCAUCGAACUGAACAACAACUCCUGCAUCAACAGAGAAUAUCAGCCGCGGGCUGACAAACAUACAGUAAAGCCUUCUAAAGAGGUACACUUCCACCUGAUGCUCUAUAUCCAGAUGCAGCUGUGUGAGCGCUCACUAAAGGACUGGAUCUCUGACAGGAACACCAAGCAGAGAGAAGAACAGACCAUAAGAUGCCCUUAUGGAUGUGUUGAUCCUGAACGCACACUCGGCCUGCUGAGAAAGAUACUUGAAGGAGUAGCGUAUAUUCACUCCAGGGGAAUCAUUCACAGAGACCUGAAGCCAAGGAACAUUUUCCUCCAUGGUCAGGACUGCCAUGUUCGGAUUGGGGACUUUGGUUUGGCCUGCAGGGAUAUAAUACUGGAUGGCCACAACAGCUCCACCUCUCUCAGCAGUGCUUCCUCACAUACUACAGGUGUUGGCACAUUUGUAUAUGCUGCACAAGAACAGCUGAAGGGCUCCCAUUAUGAUUCAAAGUCAGACAUGUACAGCAUCGGAGUGCUGGCUCUGGAGCUGUUCCAGCCCUUUGGGACAGAGAUGGAGCGGGUCCGGACCCUUGGAGACCUGAGGGAGGGGAAAAUUCCAGACUCGUUCCGCCACAGAUGGCCACUCCUCACUGAGUACAUUGUGAAGCUGACGAGUAAAGAGCCCAGGGUUCGGCCCACGGCCAGCGAGCUUCUACAGAGCGAACUUUUCUGCAGGAAAGACAUAGUGAUCCAUGGUUUGCAAAUAAGGGUUGAAGAGCAGGAGAAAGAGAUCAUGCAGCUGAGGAGACAGAUCAGUCGGCUUGAGAGCUCAAAAGUCACAGUAAAUUUCUCUGAGUCGGACAAGACCUGAGCCUUAAAAAUGUCGACACACUACAGACUGUGAAAACGUCAUUUUUUCAACCACUGCAGUACAAUACUUAAGUGACUUGGUACAAGUGGUAGAGUGUGUGUAAAGCAUUUGAGUGUGUCUUGUACACCUGGAUGUAAGGGUGCAACUAUUUAUUCUCAUUCAGCUGUUCAAUAAAACCUACUUCUGCUA